ACUUUUGUACGAGUGACAGCACCGUCACUAUCUAGAAUAUUUUCAAAUUCACUAUCCCUCGUGUUAGCUGACCAAACUUCACAAAAUGGCUCCAACAAGGAUAAUGCUGACAUCACUCUGUCUAUCUGUUGUGGUCUGUGUGUGUAUGGGACAAAGGUGGAGAGGCCCACGACCGUCACCAGGCCUCCGCUUGAACAAAACGUGUGACAUGUACCGUUCUGUGCAGCGAGUCGAGAAAAUUUACGGGUGUAAUCAAAAUUUGUUGGAUAAAGUCGCCGAUCUCGAUGAGAAGGUGAAUGUAUUCCCAUUCCGGUACAUGAGGCGUCUGUAUAGAUGGUCACGUGACGGAAAGCUGUGCUACGAGGAAAACGGGAGGGCAGUAGAGGUGCUGAAUGCUUGUGAGGCUCUAGACCUCACGUGCAGUAGAAAUUCUCCCAAAACGAUCGACCAUUGCUGGAGAGUGAUUGCAACACUAAAGCCAACUCGCCCACAAGGUCCACAGGGCCCAAGACCUAAACCCCCUGGUAGGGGUAUGUAAACGACGAUACUCAACAAAACAUGAUACUCGACAAACCUCUGCUUCUUAGUAAUGUAUGAUGACGACACAUGAGAGGCUUUCAAUCUGUGAUUUGAAUAUUGAACUUGAUGAUGUCACGGUAUCCUACUUUCAUCAGUGAGAUGUCCCUGCAACCAUGAGGUUCAAAGACAGCUCUAGUCCUUUUAUGCAGGAUUACGCACUUUGAUAAAGUUUUCAAGUAUCGGUUCGUUGAAACCGUCAGACAUACAAUGAACAAUUACUUUAUUCAGUGAUUGAGCAACAUUGUGAUAUUUUGUGAGUAAUUCUUACAUUACCAAAUGCGGACAUAAAACCACAAUGAAUAGAUUCAACAUUAUCUUAAUCGGGCAAAAAUUGAUGUCCAAAACAAUGAAAGAAGAAAAACAAAUGAUCUGUUCAUGAAAUAAUACGAUGUGAACUGCCACCCAAAACCCCAAAAUUAAGUGGUCAAAAAUUAUUUUGGAGGAUGUUCAAGCUAGUCUGGAAAAAAAAAGUUGUAUAAAAGAAACUGUUGUAUAUCAUCUUUUAUUAGAUUUAACAACUUAACAUUUUGACAUUAUGAAAAAGGUGGAUUAUUGUUUGAGAUGAUGACGUCGAUGGUACUGAUAAUGAUGAUGACGAUGAUAAAUAAUAAUAAUAAUAACAAUAAUAAUAACGAUAAGGUGGGGCAUGAGCCACUGGUUCAAAGUUCGGAGACUUAUCUACUGAGCUAUAACACCUCUACGUAUAAAAGCACGCUAAGUUAAUAAUGUCAGAGAAGCUUAUAGGUAUUUUGACAAUUUACAGAGAAAGUUUCCUGGCGACUUAUCGUUUGUUUUAUGGUUACUGGUCACCUGUUAAAAAUUUAACCUUAAUCAGAUAAAUAUGCUCUUAAUAUCAGUAUGCAUUGUAAAUAUAAUCUUGCACUCAUCGUCAUUUUGUAUAAAUAGACGUGAAGUAGUGUUUAAACUACUGAAAAACAAUGUUUGUAAAUAAAUAAUUACAAGAUAUACUUGCUUGUAUUCGUGUGAAAUACACACUAUUGUAUAAAGCU
This is a messenger RNA of Lytechinus pictus (painted urchin), 1589 nucleotides long. RefSeq lists its product as uncharacterized. NCBI's taxonomy places the organism in Eukaryota, Metazoa, Echinodermata, Echinoidea, Temnopleuroida, Toxopneustidae. The transcript is spliced from 4 exons. Bases 86 to 538 code for a protein of 150 amino acids. The record is from RefSeq and is a predicted model, not a curated record.